AUGGCGUGGAAGGUGUUGGCGUGGAUGCGCCGCAAAUUUCAAAAGCGGGAGCGGAAGCGGUGGGUGGCGAUUCAGACGGUUCCGGAUGCCGAUGUGGAGGUGCCGAUCAUCUGCCAGAUGCCCUACGAAGUACAGCAACGAAUCCUCGAUGCGAUCGGGCCGGACAAACUGGAGUCACUUUUCGAGCUCGCCUGCGCUUGUCGCAGUACCUGGCAAAUGGUCGAGGGUCGCCGAAAAGGACAGCUGCGCGUGAACGUCUACGUCAGCCCGGUAGGGGCCGUCAACUUCGAGCCGGUGCCUUUCGCGCGGGUUUGGGGAAAAAAUCGCGGGAUGUCGGUGGCAAGCCGGGAGGCGGUGAAGUUGCUAUUGGCUGGGCACCAGGUGGAGAGCAUUCGGAUUGACGAGAACGACGUCGAGUCUCUGAUGCCAUGGAUUCAGGGAAUUACGUCCCUGACGCUCUACGCACGCUCGCUGACGCUGGAAUCGGCGCAGAAGAUGAAGCCACCCGGGAAGAAAUUCGAAGAGCUCGGAUUCAAGCAGUACGAGGACACCGACGAGUUUGUCGAAUUUUGCCGGGUUAAUGCAAAGUAUCUUGUGCUCGGAAACCCGCGAAGACUGCUUGUCGACUGUAUGCCGUUCAAGAAUUCGUUGAUCGACCUGAGAAUCGGAGCGAGAAGCCACCGAGAGGUGAUCCCCUACAUUUGCGCGAUGGUGGAUGAGUGGCGGCGCGGACAGCGUCGUAUCCAUUGCCUGGCCAUUUCGAAGGAUGAGGAUGACGAGGAGAAUGACCAGGUGCAUCCGAUGGCCAACAUCUUUGGCCAUCUGUUCGAACGGGAAGAUGGGAAGCAUCUGCAACUGCAUGACUGGGGCAGCGUCAUCGAGCUGUACGACCCGGAAGUGGUUCCCUACGAACGGGUUGAACCCGAG
Messenger RNA from Mesorhabditis spiculigera, 927 nucleotides. Lineage: Eukaryota; Metazoa; Nematoda; Chromadorea; Rhabditida; Rhabditidae. The record is from the annotation of a GenBank genome assembly.